UCUGGCGGACGCCCACUCCCAGUCGCCGUUUUAUCAGCUCGGGCGCUACGUAGGAUAAGUGCAAGAUUUCUCGCUCGGCGUCGCCUGCCUGCAUGAGCGCCGUCACGUGCCACUUCAAGCGGCGCUGCCGCCACUCGACGCUGUUCCUGGGCGAGUACAAACGGACCAAUCGCACCAAGAAGACCAAGAUCCUGCGCUGCUUCCCACACUGCUGCCCCGAGCACCUCAACCGCAGCUACUGCGGCUCGUCGCUCUGCGUGCGCGUGGAGCUCGUCAGCCCCGCGCGCCUGGACGCGCAGCAGCAGGCCAGCACGACGACCGUCUCCACGGCCAACCCGAGCAGUCUGCUGGUGUACGCGCACUUCGAGGAGGCGCAGACCAACUUCCUGGCGCUGGACGCCACGAUCGACUUCGACGACAUCGUGGGCGCCAUCCAGACGGAGCAGACCCCCAAGGGCACGUGGAUCGAAGGCGCCGUGGUGCGCGACGCUGAUGGCGCGGGUCAGCACAGCAGUCUCUUCCAGAUCAACCCUGGCGCGCGAUGGUACUACGAGUGGGAGAGCGCCGCCACCAAGGCGCAGCGCUUCACCAAGCACGCGCUGCGGGUCUACGUCUUCCAGCGCGUCCAGUCACAGCUGCGAGUCGUGGGACUCGUCUCGUCGUCCGAGUUCAUGGUCGUGUCCUACCGCCGAGCUCCCAGCGAGGUGCGAGCGGAGCGGGAGGCCCUGGAGGCUCUACGCGCGGCGGUAAGCGUCCAGCACAGCGUCACUGCGGAUCUCGACCCACACAGCAGCAACAUGGACAGCUCUGUGGCUAUCGAUCGCAUGCUACCAGCUCCCCGAGUGCAGCAGGUAUUAGCAGGCCGAGAGGAGGCGCUGUGGCAGGAUCGGAAGCUGUGGGAGUGCCGCCACCCGGGCAUCAUGACGUCCUCGAAGCAGCUCGCCAUUCUGUACUACUUCCUGCGCUAUCUGAAUGCGUCCUCCUUCCAACCGUUCUUGAAGCAGCUGAGCUUACUUUUCAGAGACCAAAUCGCAGGGUAUCACUCAGUGGCUGGCAAAGUGUGGAGAGGGCAGGACGAUGGUAAUGACAUCGAGCCACGAUCAGAGCCGCCACUUUCGUGGGCCUUUCUCGAGCCACUCGCUCGCGUUAACAGCGACCGAAGUAACAGCGACCGAGGCAGACUAGACGACGCAGCAGGAAGUGAAGAUGAAGGUGUUCCUCGACCCCUUCAACGCAUUGUGGAUAUCUGCGGUAACCUGGCAGGCUGGUUGGCGCUCGACAGUGCAAACCUGGAGCUGUACCAGCGAUUCCUUCGGUCGUACAGUGCAGCACUGCUGGACAAAAGUCGACUGCGAGCUGGGUACGUGGAAGCUGUCAAGUUGAUGUGCAAGCUGGUGGACCGCUUCAUAGGCUGGAGCGAAGACCUGUCAGCUUCUUCUUCGUCGUCGUCGAUGUCGCUGGCGCUCCUGUGCGAGGAGAUCACGUCGGUCGUGUUUAAGUACGACCACCUGAAGCCGCUGCGAUCUACCGUGAUGAGCGUUCUGUCCUCUAACACGAUGUUCGGCAUGCACGAGUUUGUGGCGCAGCUUCGAGCGCAGUUCCUCCUGCAGCAGUCCAUGCUAGCACCCGCUCGCAACAGCUUGGCAUGGAGGGAUGCGAGUCAGGCGUCGAUGUUUGACGGCUCGUGGGUGUUCAACGGACAUCGCUCGUUGCUGACGCCCAUCCGAGGAUCCUCUGCGGCCGAUGUCUCGAUAGGGUGCCUGCUGACGUUCAUGCGCGAGCUCGCGCGUAUCAGCAUCAGACCGGUGAAUGGGCAGUCGCUGGAGAUUUUAUCCGACUGGAACGUUUACAUCGCUGGCAGUUCGCGGUGUCUUGUCAUUAAGGCCUUCGUCGAGGAGGGACUCGGGAAGAUGGACAGCAGCAGCCAAGCACCGGACUUUGAAGCAAUGCCGUUCAGCUCUAAGCACGAUGCAGUGGAGGCGUGGUAUCCAACAUACGAAAUGAUCGGCAUGUAUGACGGCAUCGCAUAG
This is a messenger RNA of Phytophthora sojae, 2030 nucleotides long. RefSeq lists its product as hypothetical. The coding region runs from base 93 to 2030 and encodes 645 amino acids. The transcript has 5 exons. NCBI's taxonomy places the organism in Eukaryota, Oomycota, Peronosporomycetes, Peronosporales, Peronosporaceae. The record is from RefSeq and is a predicted model, not a curated record.